AUGACAGUUGAUAUUACGAGCUUGCAUCCAUCGCAGGCCCUUCGACUACGUACACCCCCAGGUUCAUCCACACAAGCCGAUAUCGUCAAGGUCAAAACACGACUCGACAACAAAACCGGUCAACACAUCGUUUUGUGGAAGGAUGUCCAGAGCUAUUUCAAGAAUGCUCAGUGCGCCAUGGAAGCCGGAGAGAUAGUGGCGUUCCUGACCGACGACAACUUUGUUCACCUUGAGCCUCUGAGGAUUGAUCAUCAUCCUGGAGUUGUGCUUGAUGUGGUUGUCGGCAACACCGGACAAAGCACCAUCGAUCGUGCAAGGGAUGAAGAGCCCCUCCAGCAAACCAUACCCACAACGUCAGCCGCUCCCUUUUUUGCUAUGGGUAUGCCAGCCAAGGUCACUGACCUCUCGCGGUGCAUCUCACCCUCGUAUGUGGCUGCUGAUGAUGCGGAAUCUGUUACACAGCAAGUCACUGCCCUCUCCAUAUCGGACCAGACGUCCUCGCACAAAGGACCCAUUGUCUGCUCAACCGAGAUGACACAGCAGUUGACCACGUCUUCUCAGGCCUACCUUAACCAGUGCUCUUUGCAACUUCAGGACAUCCAGCGCGGUCAAAUUGACAUUGUUGCAGAAGUGCGCCAGAAUAGGUUAUUACAGCAGCAGAUGGAUGAGAAGCAGAAGCAAAUGCUCCAAAUGCAACAUCAGAUGGACGAGAAGCAGGAACAAAUGCUCCAGAUGCAACAACAGGCCCUCAACCGCCUAAUCAUGAUCCAAAACCGCGUCCAGGCCGUCCUUACACAGACCUAUGAACUCCAUGAGUAUCCUAUUCCACGACUCUUCAUUGUUCUUCCAAAGGCAUCAAGACGUCGUGACAAGUUGCUCAAUCCCUUCUCAGACCAGUUUCGUCUUUAUUUCUUGUGCGAAUGCGGCUCUCACACCAUGUCCGAGGGAACCAAGAUACCGCACGAGAUCCACCUGGCCAAGCACGAGGGAUACGAUCUGAGCCGCCCAAACGAGUUCUUUGAGAAGUACGGGUCCUAUGUCCUGAUGCUGAUGCAGAUGAUCAAGUACGGGGUCACGAUUGCCGGGGUGGUUGUGCCAUCGCUGGCACAUUUCAAGAUUGCAGAUGGAAUCGAUGCGGUCCAGGAGCAGCUCCAGUUCGUGAAAGAUAAUCUUGGACCAUUGGUGGACAAUACGAUCAGCUUUAUUGAGGACCAGCAGCAAAAUAACAAGAGUGGGGCAGACGCAGCUGAAGGACAGACGAGGGUGGACGAACUUGAUGUCCUGGAGGGAGCGGAUCUUCGACAGCUGGAGUCGUACCUGAGAAUCCAGGAUGAAGGCCGCACUCUAGGCAACCUGUACCGGAUCGUCACUGAGGAGGGAUACGUCAAAUGGGUGUGCAUCGAUCAUUACCGUUGGAACUAUCGAGAGUCGGCAGUGCAGCAACUGAGAGAUGUGGUGGGAGUCAACUCUGGGUUUUUCGAUGAAGAGCAGGGCAGAAUCAAUAUCAGUCUGAUGUCCGCUGUACAGGCAAAGCAGUUCUAUGAGGCACUGAUCAAAGCGCGAAGAAUCCAUGAACUGACAGUCAGGCUGGGGUGGGAUACGACACUGGACGAUCAUCGGAAGCUCCGUACUGCUAUCACAAAUGCGAACAUAGCUUGUCUGACACUGAACAGGUUCAGUAACAAAGUGCCAGCAUUUGAUUUUAUCAACCGCAAUCGACGCUUUGACCCGAUCAUGGAGCUCCUGUCGGACGGGCGACUCCAAGUUAUCACACUAGAGGUGUCUGAGGACUUCUUCUCCCGGAUCAGCAGUUCCUCUAUCAGACGCGCUCCUCAACUUCGAACCCUAUCUAUGCGUCCCAUUCACCUCGAGGACGCUGCGUCCCAGACAACAUUCGUCAGACUUCUUCAGAACUGUCCCAAUCUGACAGAGCUGCAGCUUGAAACAAAGGAGCCGGACGCCAUCUUCGAUAUGCUUAUGCGCAAUGUCGAGCAUUUGUCAAACCUCAAAGUGCUGAAACUCUUCCGUUGGGAAUCUCCAAAGGACCAUAUCAUCAUCGACCUCCUCAAGGGCGAGGUCCAGGGCGCGUGGGCCAAGUUACGCGACGCUCCGACUUAUGAACCAUCGUAUCUGCUGCUUUUACAGAAAGGCCUACUCACUCGACUGACGAUUGCGAGUACCGUUAUUGAUCAAAAGAGGGAACUACUUGCAGAGAUCCUAUACAGAAAUCCGAAGCUCUUGGAACUCAAGCUCAAAUGCCCAUGCACGCGAUUUCUUGAGACGCUCGACCUGGUUUUAUGGGCGAGAGUGCGAGGGAAGGCGAAGGGACACGUCUACGCACCAUUACGACUCGACUUUACAACCCAUCCCGACGAAACAGCCGAUGAUCAUAUCAUCUCCUCUGUACACCUCUCGGAGGAGUCCGAUGUGCUCGACAUGUCCACUAACAUCAAACUGGGGUGUUCACCGCGGCCUGGUCAUGACUAUCUCCCCUCACUGAUCAACCGAUACGGAUGGUCCAUCAAGAUGCUGGAUGCCCUAUCUGGAAUGUUCCGCGAUGAUAUUGCUCAGCAGCUAGACAAGUCAACGUAUAGGAAGGGAUCUAAGGUCACGACUCUUAUGCUGAACGCAUAUGGUCUUUCCUCUACGGGUCUGUCCUCUAUAGGUCUGAGGUGCAUGGAUCGAAUCAUGGAUCGGUCGAGCUAUCUACAGGAAUUCCAGCUCCACGUUCGAAAUCCGUUAGUUGACGAUGCAGUGGAGAGUCGGCUGCUUCAUCGGUACAGGGAGGCGUUGACUGCGUUGAAGGUGCAGGUAGCACCGCACGAUUCAUAUUUUCCAUGGCUUGCGAAGACCUUUUUGACAAGGCGCGAUGUGCGAAGGCUGAAGGAUGUCUGUUUCCGCAACGAAUACAAAGGCACCUUUCCACAAGAGCACGUUCAAUGGCUUGCUGCAAUGGUUUCCUCUCCAAACGAUCUAUCUUCCCAAGAGUCGUCCCUAUCACAGAGCCUCGCAAAUCCUCAGGUACCGCCAUCUGCCAAGGCUGCUGCUGAUAUUCCGACGGCAUGGGAGCCAUUGCAGAAGUUCGAACUGUCUGGAUUUUCACUUGAACCGGAGGAUUGGAAGAAAGUUAUCGAGGCGCUUGAUUUUUCUAGCCUGAAGACAUUAGAUUUUUCCAGGAGCAACUUUUCCAUCGAGCAGUUCAAGACUCUGGUCGAUUGCAUCUCAGACGCUGGUUCUUAUGUACCGCUAGAACGUUUCUACUCUAGUGUAUCAACUCUUUCUCAACAAAGUAUGUCUUUCGAGAUGCAGCAGCUACGCGAGACACUUAGUGAGAAAGCGCCCCAAGUCAAACUUAUAUAUUAA
Gamsiella multidivaricata is the source of this 3363-nucleotide messenger RNA. RefSeq lists its product as uncharacterized. The coding region runs from base 1 to 3363 and encodes 1120 amino acids. Lineage: Eukaryota; Fungi; Mortierellomycota; Mortierellomycetes; Mortierellales; Mortierellaceae. The record is from RefSeq and is a predicted model, not a curated record. The transcript is spliced from 2 exons.